Molecule: messenger RNA, 1961 nt
Organism: Panonychus citri (citrus red mite)
Lineage: Eukaryota; Metazoa; Arthropoda; Arachnida; Trombidiformes; Tetranychidae
Gene: Ilp7
Product: probable insulin-like peptide 7
Exons: 4
Coding region: 141-623 (160 amino acids)
Cellular component (GO): extracellular region
Molecular function (GO): hormone activity
Source: RefSeq, a predicted model, not a curated record
UGUAAUUUUCUUCGUGCCUGUUGAAUGUUCAGUUCAGUUCUCUCUGUAACCAGAUCUAAAUUAUCUGUGGAUUAAGAUAAAAGGGUGUUAACAAUUAAAGAAGAAAAAGAAAUUAACUAAUUUGUUUCCUACUAAUUGUAAUGACUUUUACUCCGUUAAAUUGGUUAACUUUCAUGGCUUUUCAAUUGAUCUUCUGUUACCUUUCACCCUUUCCGACCAUCUUAAGUCUAUCCACCUCACCGAGUGACCUGACAACCUGGGAAACCGUUUUCCAAGAUCGUAGUGAUGAUGAUUGGCGAGCCUUGUGGCACACAGAGCGUCACAGAAGAUGUUACCAAGAAUUGGAAAGUCAUAUGAGGUGGGUUUGUAACAAGGAUAUUUAUAAAGUGAAAAAAUCCGAUUCAGAAGCUGAAUCCCACAAUCGAGUACCCAGAGGAUUAUUGGAAGAUAAUCCAUUCGAUGCUUUCAUAAGUAAAGAGAGCGCUUUGAAUCUAUUAGGCCAAACAGUGAGUUCAGUUAGACGGAAAAGAGGAAUAAUUGAUGAAUGUUGCCAUGGAGCCAAUGGAUGUUCCUGGGAAGAAUAUGCUGAAUAUUGUACUCAUAAUAAUCGAAUUAGAACUUAAACUUUCAUCGUCAUCUUCAUCUUCAUCAUCCAUUAUCAUUCAUCACAAUCAACCGGAAAUUAUAUGAGAAAAAAAAAAAAAUAAUUUAAGAAUUGAUUAAUUAAUGAAUUACCCUCGCUUUCACCAUCACAAUUACAAUCAUUAUUAUCGCUAUCAUUACAAUUAUGAUCAUUAAGUCCGGAAGCCAAUGGAAAAGUUUUUGCACUUGACCUGAUUUUUUUGCUGCAAUUAUUUUAAUUUAGUUACUAUUAGUUCAAGGAUUCAGAUCAUAAACAACAACCACAACAACGGUGCAACAGUUAACCGUUAACGAUAUAUUAACAGCAACAAUUAAUCAACAAUCAACAAUCAAAGAUAAUUAUAAUUAUCUUGUAUCUAUCUGUAGAUGUGAAUUACAAAACCCAAAUCUCAACGAGACAAAACUCAUUACGAUACAAAAUGAUAACCCAACGACAGAUGAAAAUGAUGCCAAUUAAUCAAAAUGGAUACAUAAUAUCAGGAUGAUUAUUAUUAAUAUUAAUUAUUUACUGAUAAUAAUGAUGACAGAAAGAUGAUAUUAUUGUGAAAUGUGAAAGUGAAAGUGAAUGAGGUAAGAGUGAGUUGUAAAGCAUAAAAAACAGGUUAGAACGACAAUGAAAAGUGUAAAGUUGACCUAAUUUGAUUCUCUCUCAUUAAUAUUAUCAUUAUUAUUACUAAUUCUAUUACUACGAUUACAAUUUAGCUUUAAUCUUUUUUGUCAUCAUUAUCAUCAUGAAAAUCUCAAAUCGAGCCUUAAAAAUAAUUAUCAAAUGUCCAGUUAUCUGUGUCAAUCAAAGUUUCUAAUUAAGCCCUCAUAUGUUUACCAAAGAUAAUUAGUCAGUUAAAAACAAACUAAAUUGAGCUGAUAAUUAAUUCAACUCAAUGUCAACUUUACAUUAUUUUCAUGUAUGUUUUAAUUACAAUGAUACUCAAACAAUUAUUCCAAUAAUUGUUACAUUGUUAUCUGAUCUAAUUAGUUCUCAAUUAUAAAAACAAUAAUAUAUUUAAUUUGAUUUGAUUUGAUCAAUGGGGUAGCCAAAGUCAAAGAAUCAAAGUAAUCAAUUGUAUUCAUUAUCACGCUAAUUGUUCAAAUCAAAUCAAAUCAUCAUCAUUAUCAUUAUUAUUAUCAUAAUAACAACAAAUCAUUUUGUAAAAAUUAUGAAUUCAAAGAGCAAAAAAUCAAAUUGUGUGAUCUUUCAAUUAAAGGUGUAAGUUUAAUUGUUAGCAUCAUCAUCACCAUAAUCAUAAUCAUAACCAUAACCACCACCAUCACCAUGAUCAACAACACUCAACAAGACUCCUACUUAAUCAAAAUUUAAA